GGGCAGAGCCCGUGCAGGUCACCGGCAUCUCCGGUCAACAGAGACGAGAAUGAACAAGAGGAGGAAAUCAGCUCUUCUCAAUUCCUCUCACUGUGUAUACUUUUCUUCAGCUUUUCCGUUUUCUGUGAACGUCAUUUGACAUAUAAAUUUAAGCCUGUAGCCUUUGGAUUCGCUCUCUUUGACGCACAAUGGACCGAGAGAAGAUCGUUGAAAGAGAUUUCAUGGGAUUAAGUAACGGCGAUGAAAUUGCAGAGAAAAAAGAGAUGGAUGCAGGGACUAAAGAUUCAAAUACUGAUGUUCCUGUGGAGGAUGGGAGCCACAACUCUUCAAAUAAUGUACCCUGUCAACGUUUUGGAGCACCUCCAAAAGCAUAUUCAGCUGGAUCAACAGAGGGUUUGAGCUCUUCAGCACAUCCUGGUGCUGAAUAUGGAGUCUUUCCAAUCUCAAAUCUUUCAUUUCCAAUGCAGAGUUUUGGCCAGCAUAUAGGAGCACCAUCUAUCUCGAAAGGACAGCAAGCAGUAUCUGGCGCAUGUGGUGGGCCUUCCAUGGCUAAUCCUUCUCCCAUUCAACAUUCAUUUUUUCCAGAUUUUGCGGGCAAUUAUCCUAGCACAAGAGCAACAAGCAAGUCCGGAAAUAUUCCAGGAAAUCCACCUUCUGCACAGCUUACAAUUUUCUAUGCUGGGACAGUGAAUGUGUAUGAUGAUAUCCCUGCAGACAAGGCUCAAGGUCUCAUGCUCUUGGCUGCAAGUGCAAGGCCCACAAAAAUGACUAAUCAGCCUCCACGAAGCCCAUUAAUGUCAAUGGCCAUGGCAACUGGUGGUCAUACUCCAUCAAUUUCAUCACCGUUUCCCCCAAGUUUGCCAAAUCGAGUGAGUCCUGUGACUCCACAAGCUCCUUUACAAAAGCCACAGUCAAGCAGUCAACCUAAUCCAUCAGCGGCAGUAUCCUUGAGCACUGGAGACUCUCAGGCAAAUCAAAAUGUAGUGACUUCGAUUAGUCAGCAGGAGGCUUCAAUGUCAAGUGCCACGGUGAUAACCCCUGCACCCGUUGCACCACGAGCAGUACCACAGGCACGGAAAGCAUCUCUUGCUCGCUUUCUUGAAAAACGAAAAGAAAGAAUUGGUACAAAAGCUCCAUAUCCUACUAAAAAGUCACCUGAUGCUUCACCUCAAAGAGAGCAAUCUCCUAGUUCUAAACACUCUUCACCUCUUGAUGGAUGUCUAACCAAAAAACACCAAUUGACUUGUGCUGGACUGGAGGAGAAGAUUCCUUUUGAUUCAGAAAACAUUGAAUCUUAUCUUGACGAGGAUCGAAAGGAGCAUAUGUGUUUACAAAAAGUUCCAAAGAUCGAGCGAGAAGAAUGUGAAAUUACUGUGUAGGUUCCACCACUUUGGUUUUCAAUGAUAUCAUUAUAAUUUCUUCGAGUUUUAGAGGCGGUUUGCUGAACAUAACCCAAAACAAAAGAUAACACAAGAAAUUUUAUAGAUUUUACCGAAAACUAAUUUAUUGAUUUGGUUUAUAAAUACUGGUCAUACAUAUAUUACAAUAUUUUGUUUGCCAAAGGAAUGAACCUGGAGGUUCAUAAUGGACACUGCUUUUCUGAUAUCUUAAUCCGCUUUAAGAAUAUUAUGUAAUAUAUUUUGUAUUGGUUAACUUUUUA
This is a messenger RNA of Cryptomeria japonica (Japanese cedar), 1660 nucleotides long. RefSeq names its product protein TIFY 6a. Gene Ontology annotation, biological process: regulation of jasmonic acid mediated signaling pathway; response to wounding; regulation of defense response. Gene Ontology annotation, cellular component: nucleus. The record is from RefSeq and is a predicted model, not a curated record. The transcript is spliced from 6 exons. Bases 189 to 1379 code for a protein of 396 amino acids. Lineage: Eukaryota; Viridiplantae; Streptophyta; Pinopsida; Cupressales; Cupressaceae.